This is a messenger RNA of Moesziomyces aphidis, 4953 nucleotides long. NCBI's taxonomy places the organism in Eukaryota, Fungi, Basidiomycota, Ustilaginomycetes, Ustilaginales, Ustilaginaceae. The record is from the annotation of a GenBank genome assembly.
AUGAGCGUGCUGCUCGAGACGUCGGUAGGCGACAUCGUGAUCGACCUGCACACCGAGGCGGCGCCGCGCUCCUGCACCAACUUCCUCAAGCUGUGCUCCAAGCACUUCUACAAGCUCAACGCCUUCUUCCGCGUGGAGAAGGACUUUCUGGCGCAGACGGGCGAUCCGACCAACACGGGGAAAGGCGGUGCCAGCAUCUGGUCGCAGCUUCCCUCCACGUCGCGCGACCGGCUCGACAGCAGCUUGUUCCAGCCCGACACCGACGAGACGCUCAAGCAUACCAGCAAGGGCACUGUCUCCUUUGCAUGUAUCCGCAGCCAGGAGCAUGCAGAAGAUGAGGGGGUGGCGCUGCUGGCAGGUUCGCAGUUCUUCAUCACGCUCAAGGACGACAUCGAGUAUCUGGAUGGCAAGCAUGUACCUUUCGGAACGGUGGUCGAAGGGCAAGAGGCCGGUGGCACGCUCGAUAAGAUCAACGCCGCAUUUACGGAUGAUCAGAAGCGGCCGCUCAAGGAUAUCCGCAUCCGACACGUCGUGGUGCUCGAAGAUCCUUUUCCAGACCCGGACGGUUUCAGCCCGCCAUCGCGCUCACCCUCGCCCACUCCUUCGCAGCUUCACGCGCUGCGGCUUGCGGACGACGAGGACCUGAGCGAAGAGCGCGACGAGACAGAGAAGGAGCAGCAGCGACGCGAUGCCGACACGAACGCGGCUGCGCUGACGCUCGAAAUGGUCGGCGACCUCCCCUUUGCCGAGAUCCGCCCGCCGGAGAACAUCCUCUUUGUGUGCAAGCUCAAUCCGGUCACGCGCAGCGAGGAUCUGGAGCUCAUCUUUUCGCGCUUUGGCAGGAUUAUGUCGUGCGAGGUGAUCAAGGACAAAAAGACUGGCGACUCGCUCCAGUACGCGUUUAUCGAGUUCGACAAGAAGGACGACGCCGAACGCGCCUACUUCAAGAUGCAGAACGUGCUCGUCGACGACCGCCGCAUCUGGGUCGACUUUUCCCAGAGCGUCAGCAGGCUGCACGGCGACUGGGUCAAGAAGCGCAACGGAGGCAGAGAGGCGCCGCGCGGCCAUUACAAGUGGGGCGAUCAGUCCUCUCGCAAUGGCUCGCAUGCAGCCAGUCGCACCAGCUCGUACCGACCGCGCGAUCAAGUCAAAGGGUUCGCUCGCCCCGUCGAGACGAAAGCAGGGAGCGUGAUCACAAGAGGUCGCGACGACAAGACGACGGCGACGACAGGCGCUACCGCAGAAGUGCCGAGCAAAGCAGGAGCAUCCACGACGACCGAGACAGCAGACACGGCCACCCGCGCUCCCAACGCGAACACCACUCCAGUCGCUCAGAGCGUUCCGAACGCGAACACGACCGUGACCGCCGUCGUGAUGAUGGUCGAGAUAGAGAAGGCGAGCGCGCAAGCGGCAGUGGCAGCCGACGCGAUCGCAGCGACGACAAAGAUCGGCGCCACCACGACGAACGUUCGCGGCACGGGAGCGAUUCUCGUCGUCGCUAGCGCAUCGUUGAUCGCCUCAUUGCUCGCCCAUUGCAGCAUCAGACAUACCCCCAUUGCAAGGCUAUCCACUUGUCAUCCUCGUCGUGCCAGAGCAGGGCAAGGCGAUGCGAUGGUAGCCGACAUGAGUGCAUCGCCUUACACUCGGUCGAGCGCACUCGCGCCGUCGCCCACGGCGGCGUACUUCCCCAGCUCGUCGCGGCGCAGCAGCGUCUACACCUCGAACGCCGCGGCGGAAGACGACGAGGCGCUGGACGAGAUUCGGCGGUAUGAGUCCUUCUCCACCGUCGACUGGGUCGUCGACAGCACGCGCGAACGCAACCGCAUCGCACGCGAACGCAAUGCCGCCUCGGCACACUUUUCUAACGCACACCUCGCCAACGGCUCACGGGCCGAUGCUGCCUGGGGCCAUGUGGGAUUUGGACGAGCCGGGAUUCCACCGAGAUGGUGGUCUAGGGGACCUUGGGGACGGAGGGCUUGGCUCGUGUGGGGGAUCGUCAAGAGUGCGCUCGCCGCCUUCACCGAUAGCGGCGUGAUCGUGCUCGUCGGCAUCCUCAUCGGCCUCAAUAUGGGCGUCAUCAGCUUGGCCACCGAGUGGGCUUCGGAUCUCAAGCAGGGCUACUGCAGCUCCGGGUGGUGGCUCAAUCAGAAGUUCUGCUGCUGGGAGAUGAUGGAUCCCGCAGGGCCGGGUGGAGCACCGCUCCCGGCCGCAGCCAAAGCACUCGCCACCGCAACUGUCACUGUCACGGCACCCGCAGCUUCGUCGGAUCCUACGGGCUCCACGACGCUGCUCUCCACGGCUACGCCGGCAGCAGCACGUGCAACAGCCAGGGCUAUCGCCCACGAAGCCUACAACCUCACACUAGGCGCCGUGCGCGAUCACGAGCUGUGGUCGCGAGCCGCGCAGGACAUCUUUCACGACGGCCUCGGUGCAGGACUGGGCCUAAUGGCGCGCGCGGAAGGUGCGCCAUCUCCGGGCGCCGGCGACUUGAGCGAGACGUGCACCGACUGGGUGCCGUGGUCGCGCUGGGCGUUUCCCGCAUGGAUCGUGUACAUGCUCUUUGCGAGCCUGCUGUCGUUCGUCUGCGCGCACCUCGUCAAGUCGUUCGCCCCCUACGCAGCCGGCAGCGGCAUCUCGGAGAUCAAGUGCAUCCUGGCUGGAUUUGUCAUCAACGGCUACCUGGGCUUCUGGACGCUGGCGAUCAAGAGUCUUACGUUGCCGCUGGCGAUUGCGUCCGGGCUGAGCGUGGGCAAGGAAGGCCCGGCGGUGCACGUGGCGUGCUGCAUCGGCAACGUGGUCGCGAGCUUCUUCCGCUCGUUCAACCGGAGCCAGGCCAAGAUGCGCGAGCUGCUCACCGCGGCAUCGGCGGCGGGAGUGGCAGUGGCAUUCGGCUCGCCGAUUGGCGGCGUGCUCUUCUCGCUCGAAGAGAUGGCGUACAACUUCCCGGCGUCGACCAUGUGGCGCUCGUUCCUGUGCGCGUUGGCGGCGACGGUGACGCUGUCGUUCAUGAACCCCUUCCGUACGGGCAAGCUCGUGCUCUUCCAGGUUUCGUACGACCGCGACUGGCACUACUUUGAGAUCAUCUUCUACAUGAUCAUCGGCGUCUUUGGCGGGCUGUAUGGCGCGUUUGUCAUCAAGUACAAUCUGCAGGUGCAGUCGUUUCGACGCAACUACCUUGCCAAGCACGGCGUGAGCGAGGUGGUGGUGCUGGCGGUGCUCACGGCCUUCAUUGGGUACGCCAAUAAGUUCCUGCGCAUCGAUAUGACCGAGUCGCUCGAGAUCCUCUUCCGCGAGUGCGAGGGCGGCGGCGACUACGAUAACCUUUGCCAGAGCUGGGCACAAUGGCGUAUGGUCAACUCGCUGCUGCUCGCCACGGUGCUGCGUACGGCGCUCGUCAUCAUCUCGUACGGAUGCAAGGUGCCCGCGGGUAUCUUUGUGCCCUCCAUGGCCAUCGGUGCCACGUUUGGCCGCAUGGUGGGGAUCUUGGUCAAGGCGCUCUACAAUGCUUUCCCUCAUUGGUCGCUCUUUUCGGCGUGCCAGCCCGAUGUGCCGUGCAUCACUCCGGGUACCUACGCAUUCUUGGGUGCCGCAGCCGCACUCGCGGGCGUCACGCGCAUCACCGUCGCCGUGGUGGUCAUCAUGUUCGAGCUCACCGGCGCGCUCACCUACAUCCUGCCCACCAUGAUCGUCGUGGGCAUCACCAAGGGUGUCGCCGAUUGGUUUUCGCGCGGCGGUAUUGCCGAGCAGAUGAUCAAGUUCUCCGGCUACCCUUUCCUGGACAAGGACGACCACAGCUUUGGCGUGCCCGUUGCCGACGUGAUGCGCGCGGAUCCGCAAGUGCUGUACGCUGCGGGCAUGCGGCUCGGUGAACUGGAAACUAAGCUCGCCGACGCCACCUACAAGGGCCUGCCGCUUGUUCAGAGCAGGGAGGAUGCAACGCUGCUCGGAUAUGCGGGCAAGACGGAGCUGCGCUAUGCGGUGGGCAAGGCGAGGCGCGCACGAACACUCAAUGCCGACACCACGUGUCUGUUCAGUGUGGGUCCGAACCGCGCACACGGCAGUCGGCGCGGGACGCAGCAACAGGACCUGCUCAAUGUAGCCUCGCUGCCCACGACGGCUGCGGCGGACCAGGCGUUGCGCGAAGACAUGCUGAGCCGGUUCAGCGGUGCCGCCGCAGCAGGUGGGGCUCUGGGACUCGGCGGCAGUGGGGCCACCGCGGCACGCGCGUCGCAACGGCAGCACGAAUCCGAGUCUCUCAUCGGCCAGCUCGACGGUGCGCACGAUGAUGACGACGACGCGCCUCGAGCCCGGUCGAACUACCCCAGCGCAGGCGCGGAUAGUGAUGGCGACGAGAUGGACGAGGAUGCCGAGCUGGGUGAGGCGGGCGGUGGAGUGGAUGGCGAGGGCGAUUCGGACGUGCUCGAGUUGGCGGGGUGGAUUGAUCCGACGCCGCUGAUCGUGCAGCCGGACAUGGCGCUCGAGACGGUGAUGGAUAUGUUCAAGAAUCUGGGGCCGCGCGUGAUCCUGGUGGUCGAGUACGGCAAGCUCUCGGGGCUGGUUACGGUCAAAGACGUGCUGAAGCGCAUCGCGCAGCAGGAAAAGGCCGAAGCAGCCGCACGCUCGGCAUCGCUUCCAAGCACGUCUGCUGGUGCACACGAGGGAAUUGGGGGCGGCGAACUCGAGGUGCUGCUCAAAGAGGCCUAUGACUGGGCCCAGCAGCAGUGGGCAUCGAUUGCGCCGCACUUUGAUCGUCUGGGUGCCAGGAUGGGCGUAUCGACAAGGACUGCGUCGCGCGCCAGUGCCUAUUCGCAUCUCGGCUCACACGCGGGCAGGUACGAUUCGACGCCCGAGCCCGAGUCGGAAUCGGUGCCACUGCACAGCUCGCAGGGUGGUCAACGGCACAAGCCGCAAGAAGACCAGCAUUCGUUUGUGCUCGGUGAGGCCGACGAGUAG